AUGAUAGACACAAUUGCGCAGGGCGCUGUCAAUGUAUUUGACGUUAUCCAGCACAGAAUACCUCCAGGUCCUGGGUUCAUUCCUUUGAACUGGAUCAUCAACACCCAGAAGUUCGGAUGCUGGAUCUUUGUCUUUAGUUUGAUGAUUUAUUACGAUAAUUGGUCUAUUGGAGCAUGGAUGUAUCUGUUCCUACACGGCUCUUAUGGUAUCACUUGGUUUAUUAAAGAUCUUGUGUUUCCAGAUGAAUCCUUCCAGAAGAGAGUGACAUUCUUCUCUGCUAUUGCAUCCUGUAUCUUGCUCAUUUCAUAUUUACUACCAGGAUAUCAGAUGGUUGCUAGGAUUGCAAAGAACAAACCCACUGAGGAUAGAAUCAUUGCAUCAUCGGUUUGAUAUAUUAUCGGGCAAGUGCUAAUGACUGGUUCAGAUUGUCAGAAAUAUUACACUCUUAAGUAUGAAAAGGGACUUAUAACAACAGGGUUCUUUAAAUUGACAAGGAAUCCUAAUUAUCUUGGAGAAGUUAUGAUUUACAGCUCGUUUGCCAUGAUUGGAGGUAGAUGGGAGUUCUGGGGAAUCCUAAUCUUUGUUUGGACGGCUCUCUUCCUCCCAAGAAUGUUAAUUAAGGAUAUUAGCUUGAGGAAAAAGAAGGGAUGGGAUAAAUAUGACAGCUAUAUGUUCUGGCCAAAGUUUAGCUCCUCAUGUUUGGAUAAUGUGAUCAUUUACGCUGUUGUCAUCACUCUGGGCUUAACAAUGUAUGCUUCUGGAGGAUUUCUAUUCUUUUAUUCAGAAGUCAGCUAUAUGAUAACAUAUAAUGAUUAUGGAAGAAUGUUGACCCUCAUUAGCAAAAUUGAACUGUUCACUUUCCUUGCCCAAGGCUUAGAAGCGAUUAAGUUAUAUUUGUAAAUCCAAUAUUACUUUGACAUAAA
Molecule: messenger RNA, 923 nt
Organism: Moneuplotes crassus
Lineage: Eukaryota; Ciliophora; Spirotrichea; Euplotida; Euplotidae
Source: the annotation of a GenBank genome assembly